AUGGAUGUCCAGAACUACAGUGUGAUCCAGACACCCUCGUCGGCUGGGAGCAGGGGCCACAACGCCAAAGAGAGCAGUUAUGAAGUGGAGAGGAGCGUCAUGACGGUGGAAAACAUGCUGGAGGAGUCCGCCGUGCUCUCGGCGCCUCACCUGUCCGUGGAUCGAUACGGGCGCAGCCGCCAGGGAUGCUGCGAGCGGGUGGUGAUCAACAUUUCGGGUUUACGCUUCGAGACGCAGCUGAAAACUUUCAACCAGUUUCCAGAAACGCCUGGGGAUCCGAGGAAAAGGAUGCGCUACUUUGACCCUCUGAGGAACGAGUACUUCUUUGACAGGAACAGACCCAGCUUUGAUGCCAUCCUCUACUACUACCAGUCAGGGGGGCGCAUACGGAGACCUGUUAACGUCCCCAUUGAUAUUUUCUCCGAGGAGAUCCGCUUCUAUCAGCUCGGAGAGGAGGCCAUGCAGAAAUUCCGCGAUGAUGAGGGGUUUAUAAAAGAAGAGGAACGCGUGUUGCCCAAAAACGAUUUCCAAAAGCAGGUUUGGCUUUUGUUUGAGUACCCUGAGAGCUCGGGGCCAGCCAGGGGGAUCGCAAUAGUUUCAGUGCUGGUUAUUUUGAUUUCCAUUGUGAUUUUCUGCAUGGAGACUCUGCCCGAGUUCAGGGAUGAGAGGGACCAAGCCACAGUGGCACCCACAAUCAAUGGCACUGCCCCCCACGUGCAGAGCCCAUUCAGACCCUUCUUUAUAAUAGAGACUCUGUGCAUCAUAUGGUUCUCCUUCGAACUGCUGGUCAGGUUCUUCUCCUGCCCUAGCAAAACUACUCUCCAAAACAUCAUGAAUAUCAUUGACAUUGUGGCCAUCAUCCCCUACUUUAUCACUCUUGGGACCGAGCUGGCCGAGAGGCAGAUCAACAGCGGGCAGCAGGCCAUGUCGCUCGCCAUCCUGAGGGUGAUCAGGCUGGUGAGGGUCUUCCGCAUCUUUAAGUUGUCACGACACUCAAAGGGACUUCAGAUUUUGGGUCAGACCCUCAAAGCCAGCAUGAGAGAGCUCGGCUUGCUCAUUUUCUUCCUCUUCAUCGGAGUUAUCCUCUUCUCCAGCGCGGUUUACUUUGCAGAAGCAGACGACCCCUCGUCCAGCUUCACCAAUCCAGACGCGUUUUGGUGGGCUGUGGUCACCAUGACUACAGUGGGGUACGGUGACAUGCAUCCGGUGACCAUCGGGGGGAAAAUAGUGGGGUCUCUGUGCGCAAUAGCUGGCGUGUUGACCAUUGCCUUACCCGUGCCAGUGAUUGUGUCCAACUUCAACUACUUCUAUCACAGGGAGACGGAGGGAGAGGAGCACCCACAGUACGUGCACACGGACAGCUGUGAGCACCUCCCCUCCGAGGAGCUGAGGAGGUCAUGCAGCUCCUCGUCGCUCAGCAAAUCCGAUUACAUGGUGAUAGAGGAGGGCAUCAACAGCGCGUUCAAACAGCCCAACUUCAGCACCGAGAACAACCAGAACUGUGUGAACAUCAAAAAGAUCUUCACAGAUGUUUAA
Molecule: messenger RNA, 1536 nt
Organism: Notolabrus celidotus (New Zealand spotty)
Lineage: Eukaryota; Metazoa; Chordata; Actinopteri; Labriformes; Labridae
Product: potassium voltage-gated channel subfamily A member 3-like
Biological process (GO): potassium ion transmembrane transport; protein homooligomerization
Cellular component (GO): membrane; voltage-gated potassium channel complex
Molecular function (GO): protein binding; delayed rectifier potassium channel activity
Source: RefSeq, a predicted model, not a curated record